This is a messenger RNA of Nilaparvata lugens (brown planthopper), 8080 nucleotides long. RefSeq lists its product as uncharacterized. The record is from RefSeq and is a predicted model, not a curated record. The transcript has 20 exons. Gene Ontology annotation, biological process: regulation of focal adhesion assembly; positive regulation of stress fiber assembly. Gene Ontology annotation, cellular component: stress fiber. Gene Ontology annotation, molecular function: myosin II head/neck binding. Bases 352 to 5463 code for a protein of 1703 amino acids. NCBI's taxonomy places the organism in Eukaryota, Metazoa, Arthropoda, Insecta, Hemiptera, Delphacidae.
AUGUCCAGCGUUUGGCAGGGUACUUCACACUGUUAACGGUUCAGUCGCGCUCUUCAAACGUCAUUAAAACUCUUGCAAAUCCAGUCAUCCUCAGUUCUUACCAUAAGCCGUAAGUGAGUUUUCAUUGUAUCUGGCCUGCAAUUAGGGUUUCGUCACCUUUUUAUGGCCAAGUGUAACUUCUUGAGAAUAUUAUCACAUGGCUGUCACACACAUGGCCCGAGUGGAGAACACUUCAUGAUCAACAACUAGCCUAGUCUGAUAGGCUUCUCCAAAAUAUCUGGAAGUUGUUGCCACAACUAUCAGCCAACCGCAUCAAUUUUAAUGGAAUGGGGAUGACGAAGUGAUGCCAAAAUGCCAGCCGAAGAUUCAGAAAUGCAGCGACGACACAGCAGUGUCUCGGAGGCCAACACCAACGGGCUUUCCGAGUUCGGCGCCCUCAAACGACAGACAUCACACGAAAAUGUAGAGUUGAUACCUACAAGAACAACAAAAGUAGCCACUUCAAAGCCAGCAGCCAAUCCCCUGCAGUUCAUCAAAGUUGGACCAUGCAACUUGUAUCGAUCUGCGCAGGAGCAGUUGAAGAAAGUCGAAGAAGUCAAAAAAGUGAAAAAAGAAGUCAGAGAUGAUGCUGAGGAUUGGCAGUCGAACUUGGACAAUUGGAAAUGCAGUCGGAGAAAGAAACAGGAGCACAUCAUUGAAAGGGUGGUUGAGGUGAAGAAAUUAGAAUUGGAGGAACAUGAUCGAAAUCGACGACGCUCAAAAACGUUCAGCGAAAUGAUGGAAGAAAGAGGAUCAAGAGGACGGAAAAUGAGUUUACCAGUUUACCAAGACGACGACAAUGACCUGAGUGACCUUGGAAUCAGCAAAUGCGCCUCGGCGAGGGACAACGAUGUAUUCGACGAGGAACAUGAACACAAUGGUGAUAGCAGCGAUAACCACGACGAAACCAACUGCUCAAGAGUAAAACAAAAUGGAACAAAUGGACACAAAGACGAAGAGCUUUCAAGAACAUCUUCGGAAACAGAGGAGUACACGUACGAGGGCGCCAUCCAGAGCUACCGCAACUUCACAGAAACUAGAGUCAAGUCGAAGAGUUGCAGUAACUCGUCACGAUCCUCGCCGGAAGAGAAUGGAGCUCAAAGUUACAAACGGUCGCCUCCUGUACCCGCUAAGCCACGGCGUGGAUCGACCACUAAAAUAGAAGCCAAACUCAGCGAAUUGGAACAGCUCAAGAAAAGGUCCAUGUCCACCACAGAUCUAUCAUCGGGAGAGUCGAAUAGGAAACCAGUUGUUGUGCCAAAAGUUGACAUUAAUAAACGUAGGGAAUUAUUCGAGAAAUCAUCCGACCAAGAUGACCAAGUUGGCAAAGUUAGUAGGCUUUCUGGCGAUUUCACAAACUCGAAAUCUAUCAGAGAGCGGCUGUCAUCAUUUAGUAAACAGUCCGAAGAAUCUCAAGGUAAGAAGAAACUUGACCGAGUAUCCAGUGAAGUGUCGGUCAGAGAUAGGUUGUCCAGUAUAGAGCGACAACAAUCAACAGAAAAUCUUAGCAGUGUGAAACAGCAGGUCACUGAAACUACUCAAAACUCCCAGUCGGUGAGAGAGAGGUUGAACUCUUUGGAGAAGUCCUCCAACAAGGAGCCAGUGAAAUCAGUUACAACUUCACCUAUUAGGUCGGUGAAGGAAGAGGUAGAAGAAGAGGAGAAACCUGUAGUGAAAUGUGAAGAGCCGUGUAGGGUUGCUGAGAAAAUAGUUGAAGUAACAACUACAAAUGGUUGUUUUGUGAAUGAGAAACAGGUUGAGAACGUGAGUUCGGAUAUCGAACGAAUUUCUAGUCCCGAAGAAGAGAUGUAUGGCAGCAAACGUCAGCAACACUUCAGACAUCGGUCGUUGGAUAGUCUGGAUGUAGAUUCUAACGAAGGUUUAGGGAACGAAUGCUUUGAAAGGGUUCAAAGUUUGGAGGAUUUAGACUUUUGCAGGAACUACCCGGCGUCUUCGAUGAGUGGAGACACAGAUAGGGAAGACAGCGGCAUUCACACGGCUGAUGUGUCGAGCUCUGUUAGUCAGGCGGAUGACUGUGACUCGCAUCUUGACAGUUCUUCUGUUGACACAGAGUUCAAAUUCCAGCGUCAAACGAUCAUUGAGGAAGACCUAAGGCAGCCGAUUCUGGAGAUUCCUCCCACUCAGCUGACAAGUGACACCAGCUGCCAGCUGCCGACUUCUGUAAGUUGUGAGGAUGGGUCUCAGGUGAUGGUGGUCUCUUCAAGCUCUACUCUGUCCUCUCUUAAACUCUCCCUACGUCCUGAUCACAGUGAUCCUCUACCUGUCAUCCCUGAAUCCCCUUCUGAACUUCUCUCACCUUCUGAGAUUGUUAUCUCUCUUGUUACCUCAGAAGAGGUCGAACAGGAAAUCAACUUAGAGAACAACAAUACAAUUGAACAAACCAAUGUACAGAUCUCCACAGAAGUUACCAAUCUAAGUGAAAAUAACACAAAAAUUGUUCCUGAUCCUAAAUCUAACCUUGAAACUAAAAUAACAGUUACUUCUGAACAGGUUGUGAAGGAAAUCAUCACAGAUAACAACACUACAAUUGAACCCAAUGUACAAAUCUCCACAAAAGUUACCAUCCCAAAUGAGCAUAACACUGAGAACCUUGUAUCAAAUCCUAAACCUAAUCUAGAAACUGAUAUAGUCACUUCAAAAAAUAUUGAAAAUAAAAUCAUCACAGAGAACAAGACAAUUGAACAAACCAAUGUACAGAUCUCCACAGAAGUUACCAGCUCUAGUGAAAGUAACACAAACCUUGUUCCUAACCCUGACCCUAACCUAGAAACUGAAAUUACAAACAGUGUAAAUACUACGGUUUACUGUUCUACUACCCCUUCUCAAACUGACUGUAAAAAUAGUACGGCCGAAACCAAAACCCUAACCAGUUGUGAGACGGUGAACCUAGUUUGCAUGCGUGAAUCCAAGUCGAGUGACGUCACUGACGACAGAAGACGCACCGUCGUCGAAGUGUGCGAAAAGGUAGAUUGCUCCGAGGUGGCGUCGCCUCUUCCUACGCCCGUCAUAUCUGUUGAAGGCUUCAAGUUCAAUGCCAAAGAGAAACCGAUGAAAGAAGAUUUAAAACCAAUCAAAAAUGAAGACAGCAGUAUGAACGGCGACUGGAAUAUGUGCAGAAACGAAAAAGUGACUAGUUUGAAAUCUGAAGUACUACCACUCAUGAUGAAUGAUAAAAUAGAAAUUUACAAUGAUAUCGAGGAGUGCAAGCGAGUUACGAGCAAUAGUACAACAAACGUAGAACUAGUUCAGACUGUGUCUGUGUGUAAAAACGAAAUGAUGAUAGAGGAUUUGCAAGCUGAUAAGAAACAAACAAUUCCUACAGUUUCCACCGUCAACGAUAGAACCAAUUUCUUCAUUGCAAACAACAGUAAUAAGUUACCAGAAUUAAACAUGAAUGUUGUGAAUGGAGAAUUGGAGGGAGGCGGAGGAGCCGCCAUUGUGUUCCCCCUGAGCCCCUCGGCACUGGAACCCCCCAAGGAGAAGCCCCCUCCCCCGCCGGCCGAGCUGAGCGACGACGAUGACUCAUCCACCCAGCACAAGCCUUCUGCUCUGCGCAGGCUCGACUCCACCAAGCGCAUCAAGAAGGAGAUCCGGCUGAAACGGUCCUCCUUUCUCGGCCUCGAAGGUGGCAAUGAUGACAGUCUUGAACCAGACCUUGAUAUCCAGCCUCCACCCGACAUGACGACGUUCCUGCAGGAGGAGCGGCGCCUGGAGCAGAUGAUGUACCGGCAGUCGAUCUGCUCGGAGAGUGACUCCAAUCAGGGUGAGAGUCGCGACUCGGGUGUCGAGCUGGACAGGGGCCAUCAUGACGACAUCUCCUGGCCCGAACACAACCACAGUCGCAAUGACAGUGAGACGUUCGGCAACAACAGUUCAACUUCUGAGGAGGAGGAGAAUACGAAGAAGGAGAGGGAAGUGAAUGAGAGGAAUCAAGAAAACCAAAGCUACAUCAUUGCUGCUCAACAGGAACAAAAUAAUAUAGGUGAGAAAUUGGCUCUUAGACUGAGAGAGCUGGAAGCUGAGAAGACCCGCCUUGAGUGGGAGAGAGAGGAAGAGAUGACAAGACGGAAGGCUGAGGAAGCUGCCAGAUGUCAUCAGGAAUCGAUGAUUCAAGCCAGAGAGGAAGAAUUGAGAAAGCAAGAGAGUGUAGUGAAUAGCACUGACGAAGGGUCUAUUGGUGACUCCCAGCAGCAAUAUACUGGGGAGCUGCUAAUUUCGGAACGCGAACGCUUGGAGCGUGAACAAGAAGAGCUGAGCCGUCAGAGGGAGACCCUAGUGCUGCAGCAGCAGUGGGCCGCCUCGCUACAGGAUGUGUCGCAGCCGACUGCGGCACCGGUAGACGACGGUCACCCAUCCGAGGCGGUGCUCGACUACCGUCGCUCAAUGCCCAACCUACAGCAGCAGGAUGCUUCUCCCCCACCACCCCCGCAGCCACUCCUCCCCUCCACCCGGCACUCGCGGCCCCCUCCACCCAUCCCCCCCGCCAAACCUCUUGUCAUCCCCCGCACGCCGCUGCAAGAGAAGCCCGUCAAAAGGACUAACAGUCCCCAGCAGAUGACACGACAGACUCUGCAGGCGCUGAGUGCCGCCCCCCGCUCCCGUCUCAUCGCCACCGACACCUGGAUGAAGCGCAAACCGAAGCAGGACAACCAGAACAACAACAAUUACAACUAUCAACACUGGCUCAUACAGGAAGCCGAACACAGGCGAAUAACGGAGCUGCAACAACGGCAGGCGGCCGUUCCACCGAAGCGACCCGUGCCGCCUCAUCCGAGCGCCUACCCGGUCGCCUCCCCUCGCAACUCCACCUCUACCACCUCCUCAGUGUGGCAACAACCUCCUCCUCCUCCUCAGUCCUCCUCCGGCGGCCAGCACUGGGCCAGCACCGCGCAGCCUGCUCCUCAGCCUCCCCAGUGGGUAGCAUCCUCUCCUCCCCAGCGCAACGACAAACCCCUGCCCGACGAGAUCAUUCAGACCCUCACCCAGCGAGUGCAGAACCGUAUUAACAAUAACCACCUGUCUGCUGCUGCCUCUAUUAACAAUGGUCUUGCCGCUAAUAACAAUCGAAGGAGGCAUGAGAUGAAUAGUGCUCAACUGGUGGUGGACCCCCAGCAGAGGGUGAUGCAGCUGAAGACAGAGCCACAGCAGCUGCAGCAGGAGAAGAUGUUGAGUGUCAGUGGGAAGAAAAAGUGCUCCCACUGUGGAGAUGAACUUGGUAGAGGCGCGGCGAUGAUAAUCGAGACGCUGAGGCUGUUCUACCACAUAGACUGCUUCAAGUGCUGCGUGUGCUGCGUGCAGCUGGGAGAUGGCCUCAUGGGCACCGAUGUGCGCGUGCGCAACAACAAGCUACACUGUCACAACUGCUACUCCAGCGAUGAUGGAGUGAAAUUCAGUUGCGUUUGAGGAAUCACUCUUCAGAUUUACAUCACUUCAUAUUGAACGAUGGGCUUGGGCCAUAUAAUUAUCAUGCUUUACUUUAUCUUUAGAUUACAGUUUUUCUAACAUUUGUUAUUAAUUGAAUGUUAUAGUUGGUGUAUAUAAAUUACUUUUGAAGUAAUUUUACAUGCUUUUGUAAAGUAGUUUAUCUCGUUUAUUUACUAGAACUUAGUAUUGAACAAAAUUUAUGAACAAUAAUUUUAUGUAAAUAAGAAGUAUUGAUUUUUGCAUAGCAAUAUAAUAUAUACCUCAAUAUUAUAUGUGUAUUAAAUGUUGGAAAUAUUGACAAUAAUAUUAGAUGGAUGUAGUAGUUUUGAAAACAUUGAUAAAUGUUUCAUUGACAGCAUAUAUUACAAAGUGUUGUUACUUGGAUGAGGGUCUACGUUAAACGGUUAUUAAAAACUAGUAUGAAUAUUUCGUCAUUGCAAAUAGUUCUGAAAAUACUAGAUUUUUCUAGUAUUAUUAUAUUAUAGUGAGCUAUUAUCUCUGUAAUUAUUUCUCAAUGUAAUUUUGCUUGAAAAGCAACCUCUGAACGUUCUUGGUUUACAAGUAAUAUUGAAGUAGUUGUAAGUCUAUGGUUAUAACUUUCUGGUUAGCUGGUUAUAUCGUCAUUGAAAUGUACAAACCUCUUGAUGCCAUUCAUAUAACCUUUGUUGAGUUGGUAUUCGUUUGAAGAUAUUUCGUCGUUGAAACUAUUGUCUCAUUAGAUGUCUAUAAAACAUACAUAUAUGGUUUGAACUGUACAUAUUGUAAAUUGGAAUGUAAAUCUAUUUAUAUUGAGCUUGGUAGGCUUUACAGCACAUUUUAUGUAUGCUCAUAUUUAACUGAUAUAUUCGGUUUAUACAUUAUGUGCUUAUUACAUGAAUAUGUUUGACUAGGUUUGUUUAAUACCAAGUAACAAAUUAGAGGAAUAUUUUAAGACUAUUAUAAUCUUGUAAAAUACUCAUAGUAUAUGAUUAUACCCUUUCAGUGUAGUGUACAAACAUCCCGUUCUUAUAAUCAUUCAAUUCCAAAGCUCAUCCACUAAUAUUCAUAUAAAUUUUCAUCCAAUCGAAUAAAUAAUGUAUUGAGUAACAUUAUUCUCGAUAUAUAAGUUCAAUUAUUCUAACUCUACUUACACAUCACCAAUUUGGAAGUAAAUUGAAAACGUAUAUUAUAUUUAUUAUUGUUAUAAAAUGUGUUUUCUUUAGAAAUUAUGAAAAAUGCAUGAUUACGGUCGUUAUUAUUAGAUUAGAAAAUGUAUUAGCACAUACUGUAACAAUGCUCAUAAAAAAUGAGAUGAAUGUGUACUCAAUAUAUAUUACAGUAGGUACUCGUGUAUUAUAGUCAUUUAAUAUUUUUUGUUGUUGAAAUGUACUUUUGUAUGAAUAUCUCAAGUGUAAAAAUAUACGCAUUAUUUACAAAAUGUAUGACUUGAAUUUUUAUUAGUUUAUUAUUAUCAUCAUCUCAGGCAGGUAACAUUUAUACACUUCUUAGUUAAUUUGAUAGUUGAGAAGAUUCAUUAAUAUACUCUUCAUCAUUCAUUUUAAUUGUAACUCUCAAUUAUUGUUGCUCUUUCUCAAAUUAUUGUGACUGAAAAAAUAAAUUAAUAGCAGGUUCAUAUAUGAUAAUAGGAUAAAAUACAAAACAUUUUAGAAUUUCGAAUAAAUUUAUUUUAAUAGCUUGAAUAAUACGUAUUUUGUAUGAUAAAAUUUAAAAAUACAGAGUAAAUAAAUAAUGUAAAUUAUUCAGUCCAAUUUUACGGACAUUAUUCUUAAGAUUAAUAUUGAAUAGACUAUAAUAAUACGUAUAUUAAAAUCAAAUGAUUCAGAUAAAAUAAUCAGUCCAGUAUUGCAGAUUUCAAUGACUAGAUACAGUAAUAUUGAUUAUUUUUCGAAUUGGCAUGAAACUUAUAAAAUCUAAUCAGACUAUAGUUUUGUAAAUGUUUUUGUGCUGAUCUAUUUGAAAUUUUUCUUUAAGCAUACUAUUAAAAUGUUGUGCUAUUUCUCUGAACUCAUGAUUCAUGAGGAAACAUCAUUAUAUCUUGAAUAAAGGGAUUUAAAUUGAAGCAAGAGUGUAGAUCACUCUGCAAAAGCGUUUUAAAUAUUGGAUCAUCGUUAUUUAACCUUAUGUGAAUUUAGUGUUGAUUAUUACAGACGAAUAAUUGAUAAAUUCUAAUAGUAACUACAAAAGUUCUAUAAGUUAUUUUGAAACGCAGUACUUUGAAUAAUGAAUUUCAAAAAUAUGCGUAAAUCAAGGGUUUUAUAUGUCAAUUCAGUAAUUAUUUGUUCAAAUUAUUGUGCUUGAAAAUGGAUUCGUAUGGCACUUUCAAUCCUAUAAACUAUAUAACAAAUAUAAUUAUCAACAAAAUAAUUAAUUUCAAAGCAACAACUUAUACAAGAUAGAUAGGUCUAAUUAUAACUUGUUCGAAUAUAUGAUCGAUUAGUUUAAAAUUCUUCUAAGCAAGAUACUAGGCAAUAGUACUCCAAUAUGACUUAAAUACUUCAAAUAAUUGUGACUUAUAAUCUUAGUUUACAAUCGUAUAGUCUUGCAAAUAAUUUAGCAUUGAAUAUGUUUAAAGGGAGAGGAGCUUAGCUAAUAAAAA